AUGUGUAUCUCUGUCUUCUCAACAGCACAUCCGGAGUAUCCUUUCAUCAUCAUCAGUAAUAGGGACGAAUUUAUCACACGGCCAACAAAGCGAGCAGAUUGGUGGGAUUCACCAAACGGACAUGUCCUGGCUGGGAGAGAUCUCAAACGAGUUGAGAAAGGGACAUGGCUCGGCAUAACGAGACAAGGCCGUUUCGCUGUGCUCACAAAUUUUCGAGAGGAGGGCGUCGAUGAGAAUGGUGCGAAGAGCAGAGGUGGAAUGAUCAACUCCUACUUGACUGUUCCGCCGGGAUCCGAGGAGACGGAUGACGAAUUUGUGCAACGGCUGUUGAACGAUGUUGGGAUUCAUGAUGUUGGAGGUUUCACUUUGCUGUUUGGAGAGCUGAGAGCACCGAGGAAGUUGCCCGGUCUUGCCAUCGUCUCGAAUCGAACAGAGUCUCCGAACGAACUAAGACGAAUCGGAACGCAUCUAGGCGAAACUCACGGCCUCAGCAAUAGCCACUACGGCGAUAACUCCUGGCCGAAAGUCGUCAACGGUGAGAGAUUGCUCAAGGAAGCCAUCACGAAGAACACAUCCACGAAUCAGAGUCAGAAUGAGUUCAUUGCCUCCCUAUUCGAGAUUCUCUGUGUAGACGACAUUCCACGACGAACAUCUGAUGAGAGCUGGGACGAGUAUGUUCGGCAUAUGCGGAACUCAAUUAUGAUUCCUGCUGGAAAGGGUGCGGUCGCGGAGAAAGGUUUGAACACGAAUUCAGCAAGUGGGCAAAGUGAUGCGCCGUUGCUGCGGAGCAACGAUGCGUAUGGGACGAUGAAGCAGACCGUCAUAUUAGUGCAAAUGACUGGCAAGGUUGUAUUCGUGGAGAGGACGUUGUACGAUGACGACGGGUUGCCGUUGAAAGUUGAGAAGCAAGAGGAGAGGAUGGAGUUCGAGAUCGAAGGAUGGGCAGCUAGUUCGUGA
Zymoseptoria tritici IPO323 is the source of this 957-nucleotide messenger RNA. RefSeq lists its product as uncharacterized. Bases 1 to 957 code for a protein of 318 amino acids. The transcript has 2 exons. The record is from RefSeq and is a predicted model, not a curated record. Gene Ontology annotation, cellular component: Golgi apparatus. NCBI's taxonomy places the organism in Eukaryota, Fungi, Ascomycota, Dothideomycetes, Mycosphaerellales, Mycosphaerellaceae. Gene Ontology annotation, biological process: Golgi organization; protein secretion.